CCGGGUAUUCUGAAGUUUAUUCUACAAGCAUUCAAAGAGGGGGUAGGAGAAACUUGUUUCCUGCAAAAGUGUUCCUGAAAGUAUGUCUGAAGCAUUUAAAUUUCUUCUAGCAGUAGUGUUACAGCUUUUAAUCCUUGUCGUAUUCUACCGACUUUUCGCCGAGGAAACAACUUCUGUUGAUCGUAGAGUUACGAACAACAGGCUCAGUCCAACUCUCCGAGAUGCUCAAAACCCCGAGGAUUUCAAAGACUGGAGGACUCUUUAUGAAAACACAAACUUAAGCACAGAAAUUAUUUGGAAGGAAAUACCGCGAAAACCAACCCCUCCAGAAAAGCAAAUGAAUCAUAAAUGGAUCGUUGUUACGACAAUUAACUCGCCAACAGAGGAUGUGAAGAAGUUAGCUGCCAUGAAAGGUUGGAAGGUUGUAGUAGUGGGCGAUACCAAGACCCCGGCGGAAUGGAGGUAAGUAUAUAUUAUCAUACUUUGUGUGGCAGACACCGGUUAGUCUUAUUUGGUUAAUGUAGUGAUGUAGUGGUUUGUAGACUUCGCGUGAGGGAACCAUGCGCGGGUGUCCUCGAAGAAAAAACCGGCCGUUUCGCCUACAAGUCGUUUCGCCCACAUACACUCAGCUAGGUCGCCUACACUCCCUUCGAGUGUGCAGCCUAUUACUAGAAGUUUUUCAUUGAGAGGGAAAGUGCUGCCGUUAGAUGCCAUGCGAAUAGGACAAUCAAGACGGGUGUCUAGAAAACGAAGACCUACGACCUAGAAAACGACGACCUAGAAAACAACGACCUAGAAAACGACGACCUAGAAAACGACGACCUAAAAAAAACCGGGGGGAGUAGGGGACAUUCGGGAGCAAAUUUGAAUGCGGAAAGAAAACUUCCCGAUGAUAAUUUUCGAAAAUUUGCGUAUACAUUGCGAAAAUGCUGUUCCAUACGGUACUGCAUGGAAGUUGCCGAAAAUUUAAACCAGACGUUUUGAUUGAAUGGAAUGGCGCCCAUGCAAAGGUAACCAAAUUUGUUACCAAUUGUGCUCCCUUUUUUAAUUUGCGCGAGGGCGUGAGAGCUCCACUAAAAACAGGUUCUCAAGUCAAAUUUUCCAUUAGUAUGGUCAAUGAAGUCAUGAUUCAACUUGACUGACUACUGGAAGCAAAAGCUUUGCUUUGACCUAUUUAUUAUCCUGAUAUCAAUUUAAACAAAUUUGCAUCAAAUCUAAAUGACCUACAUAAUAUACACUGCUUCACUGGCUCGUCGUUUAUAGCGGUACGUUCAAGCCCACAUAAAUCAAACAGGAAAUAAAUCAGACGUGCCGUUUUUGUGUUCACAGCUCAAUACCGUAAACAAACAGUUUAUAUUUUGAAAAUAAAGAAAGAAGGGCUUCAACAUUUUCCAGUACCUUUCCAUACAUGAAACGGCAGCAUACCGAUAACGAGAAUUGUGAAAUCAUGAUAUUGUGUGGGACACAAUGAAGGUUGACAUGCCCAGUGGCCCCACUGACAUAUUUUAAUGACGGGGGUGGGGGGUUGGGGGUCCGAAGGAUUUUUUUGGGUCUGACAUUUUGGCCAAAAGGGAUUUUUCUGGGUCUAUGAAAGACGCCGGGAUUUUUUUGGGUCGCGAAAACAACACAGGGAUUUUUUGGGGUAUUGUAUUUUUCAUCUGCUCAAAUCAACAAUACUAAGCGCAAUUUACUACUUGUGUGGCAUUACGGGAUAUUUCUGAGAUUGUAAUCUAUUUGAAAAGUAAUUACCGGCACUCUAAUCCAGAGAGCAAUAUUCAAUAGGUCACGUAAUUUAGGCCUUUCAAGCCAGUCAUCAAGACCACAAUUACCCUGGGUUCCAGAGGAUAUUUUUUUCUUAUCGAUACUGAUGGUUCGCGGCGAAGCCGUGUUAACGAGGCGCAAAGCGCCGAGGAGAAAAAAAUAACCUCUGGUCACCGAAGUACGCAACCUCAUUUCCAUGCGAGAAAUCAGUUCAGAAUUUGAACUGGGUCACCGAUUGGAUACUCCCAUGUCCGCAGGGAAUUAACAAUAUAAUAAUGGCCCUGAUUGGCUACAUCGAACAACUUCACUGCGUGGGAUUAAAAAACCGGUUUCUCAGGAAGAUCGUGUCGCGUUCCAAGACAACAAUGUCAACAAUGGAGGAAGAAGAUAACUUCUCGCGUUCGUCCAGAAAUGCUGUUCAUCACGCUUUAAGUUCUAAAUUUGAGAACGUGAGACAGCUGAAGCCUGUUCAGGAAGAAGCACUGUUGCAGUUUAUUCGCCGAAAGGACGUAUUUUGUGUCCUUCCUACUGGUUGUGGGAAAUCGUUGAUUUUUCAACUGGUCCCGUUGGUAUGUGCGUAUUUACACAAUGAAAAGUUUAAUUAUCCUGAGAAACCCAUACUGUUGGUGAUAUACCCUCUCAGUGCCCUGGUGGAGUCACACAUCCAAGAGCUUGCCAACUAUGGUAUUUUGUCUUGCUAUCUUGGGGAUGAUGGCCUCAUAGAGGAAGAAAUUUCACAGCAUUCAUCAAUUUUUUCGAUGUCCCUUUUACACUUUAAACAAAGAUGAGAAGAAAGACCAUUCUCUCUCGUCACUUCAAAUCCCAGCACUUGCGAUAAUCGCCCUGCAACGUUGUUCUCCAAGAAUGUUUUUCCUUCGAACAGAUGGAAACGGGCACAGCCUGAAAUAGCGAUAUUAACAUUGCAAACACGACAAAAAUCACCCACAGAUGUCCGCAAAAUUUUAACCGGGGUUCGGGAAAAUGUGGCGAAAACCGCCAUCGAAACAAUGUUUUCGCGCAAUUAUAUUUUUACGCAUCGUGCAAUCAGAUGUCAGCUGUCAGAUUUAACAUGUUUAAUGAAAACAAACAUGCAGACCAUCCCACGGGGCCCAAAACCGGUUUGAUGAGAUAUUUGAUCCGGAAAUUACAUGGAAAUGAGGUUGCGUACUCCUGUGACCAGAGGUUAUUUUUUUCUCCUCGGCGCCUUUUUUUGCGUUAACGCGGCUUCAGUAUCGAUAAGAAAAAAAUAUCCUCUGGAACCCAGGGUAGACCACAAUGGAAACACUGUAUACAAAGUAAACAUUUUAUGAAUUAGAUGUUUACCCGCUGAUAUAUAACUAUUAUCAAAUGAUCACGUUGCUAUGUAAAAAUAAAGGCAAGGAAAACUGAUUUUGUAAACUAAACUCAAACCGGGAGUCAAUGCUGUUGAGUUCCAGCAAGAGCUAAGAGGUCCAGUCAGCUGUGAUCCCAUUUUUGUUGUAUGAAGAAGUUCUCUUGAAAAUAUUAGUAACAUAACAUCAAGCUUGCCAAAGUGGUUUAUGAACCCAUACAAAGAUGUGUCGCUGACUCAGUUAUUUCAGAAGAUAAAUAAUAAAAUUUGCUGAUGCAAAAACACUGAGGGAUUUUUUUGGGUAUGCUAACAAAAGUAGGUAUUUUUUUGGGUAGACAAAUUCUGAAGUUGGGAUUUUUUUGGGUAUAAAAUAUGAACCUCUGUCGGAUCCCCCCCCCCCGCCCCCGUCAUUAAAAUAUGUGAGUGGGGUUGACAUGUCAUUAGAUUUGAACUGUAUUUAAACUGUAAGAUUUGAAUCGUAUCAUCCUAGGAGUUUCUCUUUCCUCACAGGUCCGAUAGCGUGGUAUAUAUGCAGUGAGAUCUCCGGUAGAACUUUUGAAUUGUUCAGAAAUAAAUUAUUACAUCAUGUGAAAUAGAGACAACGCUGCAGAGCAAAAUUAAAAAUUUAACUUCGGUUCAUCUUUAAUUCUUCCAUCACUUUCACGCAAUGCACAAUGCAAUGUCCAAGACAAAGCAAUAGCUCCUGCGACCACACUAGGCACUCUGUAACUGCUGUUUAAAAAUGCGAGAGACGGUUUUAUAAACCGCGUUAUGAAAAUAACGCAAGAACAAUAGAUGUAGGUAUCUCGCGGGGUACAUGUAACGAAGUUUACGUUAAUGAAUAAAUCAAUCGAGCUUUUCCGCCUAAACGUGAAAAUUUCCCAAAUUUUGACUUUUAGAAAUACUUCGUUCCCCAAACCUCUUUUUAUUAACACACUCCGGGAUCGCUCAUGAAACAAACCCGAUAUACUUUUAAUAAGUAAACACCAAGAGAGGUUAUCCUCUCUUGGUAAACACUUUAUUGUCCACCACCCCACCCCGUUCUAGAGGGGGAGGGUGUUUCCUUAGGAACUGGUUAGCUCAAAUGACCACCAAGCUUUAUUAAUUAUUCGAUCUAAGAGAAAUACAUUUAUAAUUCGCAAUCAGAACAAACGCAAAUCGUCUUAAUCUAGUAGCUAAAUUCAGAAAACUUCAAUGUUAACUUACUUCUGUGGUCAGGCCCGGCCAGGGGUUUUGGGUAUACGGUAUCCCGGGCCAUUUUAAUUCAGGUAUAUGGUAUUUUUUGGUCAAAAUUCGGGUAUAAAGUAUUCAGUUUUUCCUGAAUUUUAGGUAUUCGGUAUAUGGUACAGACAUCACACGUAUAAUUCAUUUCUCAGUUUUGUUAUCGCUCUAAUGCUCACUAAAAAUCGUGCGGAUGCUCGAAAUUGAUACUGUUUGGCUUCCUAUCCCAGUCCCCCACCCCCACCACAUCCCCAAUCGCAAAACGAAGCUCAUCCUUCUCACGUUAAGUCGGAUUGGGAACCACCAGUCCAGCCAUCUGUAAAUCGGAGACCUUCCUAGGGGAGGUAAAAUUAGAGCUCGCAAUUAUAGAAUUUGACAAGCCAAAAAAUAAUAUGUCUACGGGAGAGCGCCAAGCUCUCAGAGAGUUAUCGCGCAACAAAAGCAUUAUUCUUAAGAAAUCUGAUAAAGGUAACACUACCGUAUUGAUGAGCAGACAAGACAAACUAAACGAAGGUCAGGCUCUGCUCAAUGAUUUAAAUAACUACUAGACAAACCAAUGGUUGAAACUACAACCAAAAAAGCUCAACAACUUAUUAAAACACUGCUCUCAGAAGGCCACAUUGAUAAGACGACGGCUAAAUGGCUCCCUUACGCCUGAUCCUCCGCGAAUCCCAGUGUUUCACUCACUUACUAAAAUCCACAAACCGAUACCUAUCUGAAGACCUAUCAUCUCAGGGUGUUCCGGACCCGGGUUCCGGACCUACAGAGCAGAUCUCAGCAUUUGUUGACCACCGUAUUCAGCCAAUAGCACAACUCCAAGCUUCGUAUCUUAAAGAUACGAAAGACUUUAUUUACUUCAUCGAGAGGAUUAAACUGCCUAAAAGUGCCAUACUUGUUUCAAUGGACGUCACAAGCCUAUACACAAACAUACCACAACGAGAGGGUUUUACUACUGUAUGCUAUGCAUAAGAAGAAUUCCAUCAAGGAAACCCUCCAGUGCCUACCAGGUUUUUAAGCGAAAUGCCCAGUCUGAUAGUACUAGAAAACUCGUUCCAAUUUAACGAGAUCUAGAAAGAUUAUCUUCAAACCCAUGGAACAGCCAUGGGCACGAAAAUGGCCGUAGCCUUUGCUAACAUCUUCAGGGCCAAAAAAGAAAAAGAAAUACUCAAACAGAGCAGCAUUAAGCCCAUCGAUCUUUUGGAAAAGUUUAUCGAUGACAUCAUAUCAGUAUGGGACAGUUGCUUCCUGUUCUGUUCUUCUACUAUUCCAAAGGCAAACAACUUCCAUCCUACAAUCAAAUUCACGGCUGAAAUAUCAGAAACAGAAACUACAUUUUUGGACACGAAAGUGUACAAUGGUGUCAGAUUCAACAAGGAUUCUAUCCUUGAGGUGCGAACACACUUCAAGCCUACAGGGAAAUUCCAACACACGAAUUUCUAUUCGUGUCACCCACCAGGCGUCACAAAAGGCUUCAUCAAUGGAGAUUAGCUUAAGGCUUCUAAGAACAAAUUCCUCUGAAAUCACUUUUGAAGAGAACAUGAGGAAUUUUUUUCAACACGCCUAAAGAAUAGAGAUUACCCAGCUACAACUGUAGAAAAACCUCUCUCAGAGGUCUUUUUCGCAAACAGAAAGAAAUCACUAGAACAGAGACACAAAAAUGCAAGUAAGAAAAUACUACCCUUUCAUGCCCUUUGUAACGCAAUACCCCUGCGUUGCCCAACCUCAAGAACAUACUCAUCUGGAAAUGGCACCUUAUACAGAACCAACCAUACCUGAGAAACAUCUUUAAGGAGCCUCCCCUCAUUUCAUAUCGCAAAGGAAAAUCCCUAAAAGACACUCAAGUAAGAUCUAAAAUAUAAAGGUUUUAAGACCAAUCUAUUUGCGAACUGCAGGAGUCGUGCAGGCCUGUCAACACUUUUAAACUCUGUUCAUUUUCAGGUAUUUAGUGUUCUGUUUCAAAAUAAUUUUAGGUAUUUAGUAUCACACAUUUUACGAUUUUGAGGUAUAUUGGUAUCUUGGGGGCAAAAUAGUGGGUAUAUUGGUAUCCCACUACCCCCCCUGGCCGGGCCUGUGUGGUGGGUCGUUACAACAAUCGCACUUUACAGGUUAGCAAAUUCUUUUAACAGAUUCUUUAGGUAAGCGGAUUUAUAGACAGACUGUAAAUUAUUUUCUUUCUCACUUCGAUUCUACUGAAAAACUGGUUUGAAACACAAUAAGCUAAUAUAAUUCUUGUCAUCAAAUAAAUCUAUCCAAGAACAAACAGGCAAUGUUUGUUUGAUAAAAGAAACAGAGGGGAGAUCUCUUGUACCUUGCAUUUCCAUUUCCACCGUUUUAUUCCUUGGCUUCAUACCCUUAGACGGUACAAAUAAUAUUUACUAUUUUUCUAAAAUUUUCCUUCUUCGCCCACCUCUCACCCCUUCAUAAUUCCCUCCUAUCGUCCUCUUAUUUCCCGCCCUCUGUAACCCUCUAACCCCUUAAUCCUCCGAGCUAUCCCAUCACUGUCGUCGUUUUCUAGGUCGUCGUUUUCUAGGUCGUUGUUUUCUAGGUCGUCGUUUUCUAGGUCGUAGGUCUUCGUUUUCUAGGUCGUCGUUUUCUAGACACCCAAUCAAGACAGUAUGUAGAACAGUUGAACAUUUGAAUUUUUUUAUUAAAGUCGAUAACUUAGACUUGUUAAAAUUAUGAAACACUCAGCUGAAGCGAAAUGUAAUAAGUGAACCGAUCACAAUGACCCUGUGACAUAUCAUUUGUGGGAAACUGAACGUCUUUGGCCAACAAUGCUCUUUUAGGUAAAUAUUAAGCUAUAUAUGAAAGUGUAUCAUUGCUGGUCAGUAUUUUGUUGUUUAUUUAAGUGAGAACUAUCUCUUUCAUGCCUCAUAACAGCUUAAUAAACUGAAUUUCAGUAACAUCGGUAAUAUCAUUUUUGGAAAACUCCACGUCUUUGAUCAAGAAUGGUGUAAGGGAAAUAGUAAUUUAGGCUACAUAUGGUGGCCGUAUAAUUUGGUUAGUGUAAACAAUCUUUUUUCACACCCUGUAACAGCUUAAUAAACCUAAUCUGAGUAAUAUCAGUGAUAUUUUGUAGUCUAUUUGUGGAGAACUCAACGUCUUUGAUCAAGAAAAGUCUUAUAGUAAAUACUAAGCUACAUAUUAGGCUGUAUAAUUGUGGUUAGAAUUUUGUUGUUUUCCCUUGAGAACGAGUGAGAAGAAUCUCUUUCAAGGCCUGCGACAGCUUAAUACAGUUAAUAUCAGUAAUAUCACUAAUAUCAUUUGUGGAGAACUCAACAGGUUUGUCGAAAAAUGGUCUUAAGGUGAAUAGUGAGCUGCAGAUGAAGCUUUAUGAGCAGUUUGUUGUUGUUAAAGUAACUUAGAACUUCAUCUUUCGCGCCCUGUAAUAGCUUCAUCAACCGACUGUCGGUAUCAUUAGUGAUAUCUUAGUGGAAAACUCAACAUGGGCUUAAAGUAUGAAGUAAACUAAAUGUAGGGUUGGGUAAUUCUGGUGACUGCUUUGUUUUUCUUGUUAUACGUCACCACUAUCUCUUUUAAGCUCACAGUGUAAUAGGUUAACCACGUCAACUUUGGUGACAUCAGUCAUAGCAUUUGAGGAAAACAGCAAUGUGAUUACUUUGUCAAAAAGUGUAAGGGAGAGGGUUCUCUCCCUUGCUCCGAGAGAUUUUCUCCGUGUACUCCGGUUUUCCCCUCUCCUUAAAAACCAACAUUUCCAAAUUCCAAUUCGACCAGGAAUCAGGUAGACGAAGAACCACUAUGUGGAUGUGUUACCUGCAAAUCGUUAUUUAUUUUAUUUCUUUAUUUAUUUUUCAUUAUUAUUUUAACUUCACUGUGGUUCGUACAAUGUCACAGAAACAAAGUCGAGGGAAACAUCAGGACUCUCUGGAAAACAAAACUAAUUGUUUCCCCUUGGAUCUGACCUUAAAAUACAAAAAUGUUUUUACGUUACCCGUGAGUUUUAUAGGUUCUUACACUGACGAUGAGCCAGAUUUUCCUCGGCGAAAUAAUCUAAUUUUGCAGGAAAAGGGUGUCUGGCAUAGACAAGGUAGUGAAUUUCAAGGACUUUUCAAGACCUAAUAAAGAAAUGAAGUACUUUUCAAGGACCUUAACUGAAUUCGAGGACUUUCAAGACGACUACUAAAAUUGAAGAGCUUUUCAAGAUUGUAUGAACCAUGUUUACUAACCUUCACUGCUUGUUGCUUUAGAUUUUGCUUCAGAAUUUGUCUACCCCAUGUGCUUGACUGUACCGUAAAGUACGGAAAAUACAUUAAGGCAGGUACAAAAGUCGGACCAGUCAACUCGGACCGCCAGUCCGGGUCGGAUCAACUCGGAUCUACUCGGACCAACUCGGAUCGAAUAAAAAAAUAAAAAUAAAAUACAAUUGGACUCGGAUCAACUCGGAUCAUAAAAAGAAAACAACUCGGAUUUUAAAAAGAAAAAUAAAAUCAGUCGGUAUCACUCAACUUUCACCCGCCAUUUUGUUUUGUUGUCACGAACUCGUGGUUGCGUAAAUUAAUUUUAUUUUUAUUUUUAUUAAUUUUAAUGAUACGCUAGUGAGCAGCACAUAUACACGUACAGUGAACAUUUUCAACUUGGAAGGAGAAGAAAUCAUGCUCGCCCGGGACAACAAAAAUUUUGGUACCCAAGGCGAGAAUUGAACUCACGACCCUCCGAAUACUACAUGUUUAUCGGACGUUCCAACCACUGAACCGGAGGGUCGCGAGUUCGAUUCUUGCCGGGUGCAUGGAAAUUUCCUUUAUCUCGGGCGAGCAUGGUUUCUCCUCCUUCCAAGUUGAAAAUGUUCACUGGAAAUGUAUGUGUGCUGCUCACUAGUGUAUCAUUAAAAUUAAGUUUCAGAAGCCAUAUCUGUGAAGCAGAGCGCGUCGUGUAACGCAACCUAUAACAUGAUCCGAGAGGAACUGGCACUAGUAAAACAAAAUGGCGCCUAAAAGCCACGGAGAAAACAUAGGCACGUUAAACGUGCGUGAGCUAUUUUGAACGCUUCAUUGUAACUUAAAUGCUUCAGUGUAACCUUACCAAGAGUGAUGAAUCGACCUUUUUCGUCCUAAAUGUAGACUGGAUUUUUGUGCGACAUUGGGUAUUGCUGUAUAUAAAUGAAAACGCGAAACGCUCAGAUGCGUCGAUCCUCAUGCUAUAUAUUCACUUUCCCCUGCCUUUCCCUGUUACAUUUGGUGCAAGUUAAACAGAUUAUUAAAGUAAAAUAAAUAUCUACUCAUCAAACGUUGAUUAGAAGGAAAACUCUAUAAAGGUUUCCUCGGAGUUUCUUAAGCCAAAAUGUGACUCAUCGAAUUCGAGUAGUUACGAAAUACCAGGAUUCUUAUCAUUGUGGUAGAUGGUUGCAUCAUCACAAUUCACGCGGUUUUCACGUGCGAUUCUACUCAGUGAAACAGUCCUUAACUCCAACAACUUAUUUCUUUAUGUUUUAAAAGCUAUUGCUUCUUAAAAGACAAGAGCCUUUUUUAAGGCAUUGGUUACAAAACGAAACAGGUCUUCAUACGUUGAAGUUACUAUUAUUAUUGUGAAAAGCCAAUCUGCAUGAGAUGUACAAUCACACAACUGGCACGUGAAAGUGUUGGACUUUGGCCCCUUUCGUUGUUCGUACGUGAGGGAAUUCGAGUUAUCACACGGUAAACAGAAUUAUAAAAAUAACUCAUGCACACAAUUUGCUAAAUAAAAUACGUUUCAAUAACUAUAAUGCUUAGUAAGCAGGAAGGAUGUAUCAUGUUGUUCACUUAUUAUUAUUUUUUUGUUUUGCCGGAACGAAAAAAAAAGGUCUGUUGAACUUUGUAAGCGAGAGAAUAAUAUUUUUAAAGCUUGUUUACAGAAUUAACAAUACUCGGUACAGCUUUAAGAAAAAUAAGCUGCCUUUCAAACUUGUAAAACCACAUUUUAUAGGCCGCAUACUUUCAAAUUUAAGUCCAUAUCUAAAUAUCAAUUAUUGCUUCACUGGAAGAGCUGUGAAAAUAUAUGAUCUUUUAUACUCUACCUUGAAGCGGGUGAAACACAACUCAUAAAUACGUACGUUGUACCGUUCGCGAUAGCCGAAUCGGUCACAAAUGUCUUGAGGCAGCAUCCAUACUAAAAUAUGAACCCUUAAACAGCUGCAUCACUGUUUACAGCGUUUGAAUCAUGAAGAUAUUUUAUGUAAUGCUUCCAAACACCUGUACCCGUAAUAAAAAACGAAAAAAUUGUGAAGGAUCAAGAUGGCGGUCUCAAAGUGCCCUUGUUCGACCUUUACCAAUGCCAUGUUUAAAUAGAUGCGAAGGUCUCAUGGGUUCCUAAGCAUCAACUCAUAGUACCUUCAACCUUAUUGGCUCUUGCAACAAACAUCCCAACAUACAAAGCCACAAAGAUACAAAGCCACAAAGAUACAUACGCUCACACCACUGACAUAUGAGCUAUUUUUGAAAAAAUAGCUCAAAAAAGGAUGAUCUGGCCCUUUUUUACCCUCCAAAUGGGUUAAACUUUCAGUUUUGCUGAUUUAAUUUAAUUUUUUUGAUUGCUGCGAGUUGAUCCGAGUCCAAUUUUAUUUUAUUUUUACUUUUUUAUUCGAUCCGAGUUGGUCCGAGUCGAUCCGAGUUGAUCCGACCUAGACUGGCGGUCCGAGUUGAUCCGGUCCGACUUUUGUACUGUUUUCAGAGUUAAUCUUUAUGAAUAUUUAAAACAGGUACAAUUAUGGCAAGGUAAUUAUUACCAUGUUAGAUGUGUUAGAUGCUCAGGGGGGGUAGACUACUUAUGUUUGGUUAAAAGGCAUAUAUAGGUAUUUUCAUGUAGAUGAAGUGUUUGCUUGGUGAAUAUCAUCAUCGUUCUGAUCGUUUUCUUGUUUGUGUAGCAAAAGAAUACUGUUAUUGAAGCGUAUACAAUAACAUAGGCACGUUCAAACGUGCAUGAGCUAUUUUGAAUGCUUCAGUGUAACUAUAAUACUUCGGUGUAACCUUACCAAGAGUGAUGAAUCUACGUUUUCAUCCUAAAUGUAGAUUUGGUUUUUGUGCGAAAUUGGGUAUUGCGCUACAUAAAUGAAAACGCGAAACGCUCAGCUGAGUCGAUCCUCAACCUAUGUAUUCACUUUCCUCUGUCUUUCCCAGUUACAUCUGGUGCAAGUUAAACAAGUUGCUAAAGUAAAAUACAUUUCUACUCACCAAACGUUGAUUAGAAGGAAAACUCUAAGGUUUCCUCGGAGUUUCUUAAGCCAAAAUGUGACUCAUCGACCCGGGGGGGGUACUCCCAUACAUUACCUAUACGGGUAUGUGCCGCCCAACGGGGUCGUGAUUUUAAAGCUCCUGGUUUAGAAAGGGGUAUCCAUUUCAGAGGCGUUUUCUAGAACGGGGUAUAAUAUUUCGAACGCAUGAAAGCUCCAGUUUUGUAAGCAACCAUUUGAAAUUAUUCAAGGACAGAUUGCUUUUAAAAAUACGGCUCAAUGCGUUACUGAAGCAUACUGUUAUACUCUUGUUGCACCCUAGAACGUAGUAUAAAAAAUUGGCCCAUUUCUAGAACGGGGUAUCAGUUUUAGCGCGAAUUCUAGAACGGGGUAUAAAAAAUUGGCCCAUUUCUAGAACGGGGUAUCAAUUUUAGGGGAAUUUUUUUUUAGAACGGGGUGCCAAUUUGGAGUCCCGGGCGGCACAUACCCACCCAAAAAAUACCCAAGUGCCCCCCCCGGGCUCAUCGAAUACUGAAUAGUUACGAAAUACCAGGAUUUUUAUCAUUGAGGUAGAUGGUUGCGUCAUCAUAAUUCACGAGGUUUUCACGUGCGAUUCUACUAAGUGAAACAGUCUUUAACUCCGACAACUUAUUUCUUCAUGUUUUAAAAGCUAUUGCUUCUUAAAAGGCAAGAGCCUUUUUUAAGGCACUGGUUACAAAACGAAACAGGUCUUCAUACGUCCAAGUUACUAUUUAUCAUUGUGAAAAGCCAAUCUGCAUGAGAUGUACAGUCACACAGCUGGCACGUGAAAGUGUUAGACUUUGUCCCCUUUCGUGGUUCGUACGUGAGGGAAUUCGAGUUAUCACACAAUAAACUAGUAAACGGAAUUAUAAAAAUAACUCUUGCACACAAUUUGCACGUGAAGAUGUUGGUCUUUGGCCCUUUUACAAUUCGUACGUUAAAAAAAAGGCAAAUUGUUUACUACAAAAUUUUCUCAAGCGAUUUUAAGAAAUCACCUCGGCUUCAUUACAACAUCUGCCAUUAAAUUAUGUUUCAUGCAACGUCAAGGUUGAUAACCUAACAUUUAUUAACAUUUGUGAGACAGCCUUUAACUCCGACAAUUUAUUUCUUCAUGUUUUAAAAGCUAUUGCUUCUUAAAAGACAAGAGCCUUUUUUAGGGCAUUGGUUACUAAACGAAACAGGUCUUUAUACGUUCAAGUCACUAUUACUAUUGUGAAAAGCCAAUCUGCAUGAGAUGUACAGUCACACAGAUGGCACGUGAAAGUGUUAGACUUUGCCCCCUUUCGUGGUUCGUACGUGAGGGAAUUCGAGUUAUCACACAGUAAUCGAGUAAACAGAAUUAUAAAAAUAACUCGUGCACACGAUUUGCAUGUGAAGAUGUUGGUCUUUGGCCCUUUUACAAUUCGUACUUUAAAAAAACGCAAAUUGUUUACUACAAAAUUUUCUCAAGCGAUUUUAAGAAAUCACCUCGGCCUUAUUACAACAUCUGCAAUUAAAUUAUGUUUCAUGCAACGUCAAGGUUGAUAGCCUAACAUUUAUUAACUUCCAAGAAAAUUAUCAAACUGCCGAAAUAUAUUUCUGCUCAUAUCAUGUUACUCCACUCAAUAAAGCAGUACCUAAUUAUUGUGUCAACUAGCUUCUUCCAAUUUUAUUCCCUAACGCUACUGUUUCUACUUAAGUUUAUACGCAUCUUUACUAAAUAAAAUACGUUUCAAUAACUAUAAUGCUUAGUAUGCAAGAAGGAUGUAUCAUGUUGUUCACUUAUUAUUCCUUUUUGUUGUUGUUUUGCCGGAACGAAAAAGGUCUGUUGAACUUUGUAAGCGAGAGAAUAAUAUUUCUACAGCUUGUUUACAGGAUUAACAAUACUCGGUACAGCUUUUAAAAAAAUAAGCUGCUUUUCAAACUUCUAAAACCACAUUUUAUAGGCCGCAUACUUUCGAAUUAAAGUCCAUAUCUAAAUAUCAAUUAUUGCUUCACUGGAAGAGCUUUGAAAAUAUAUGAUCGUUUAUACUCUACCUUGAAGCAGGUGAAACACAACUCAUAAAUACGUGCGUGGUACCGUUCGCGAUAGCCGAAUUCGGUCAGAAAUGUCUUGAAGUAGCAUCCACACUAAAAUAUGAACCCUUAAACAGCUGCAUCACUGUACACAGCGUUUGAAUCAUGAAGAUAUUUAAUAUAAUGUUUCCAAACACCUGUAGCCGUAAUAAAAGACGAACAAAUUGUAAAGAAUCAAGAUGGCGGUCUUAAAGUGCCCUUGUUCGACCUUUAGCAAUGUGAUUUUUAAGUAGAUGCCAAGAUCUCAUUGGUUCCUUAGCAUCAACUCAUAGUACCUUCAACCUUAUUGGCUCUUGCAACAAACAUCCGAACAUACAAAGUUACAAAGAUACAAAGUUACAAAGUUACAAAGUUACAAAGUUACAAAGUUACAAAGAUACAAAGCCACAAAGAUACAUACGCUCACACCGCUGACAUAUGAGCUAUUUUUUCAAAAUAGCUCAAAAAGUAAUCAAUGGUUUAAUGAACUUAAUUAUAUUGUGGUUUGUGCAAGGUGGUCUAGCCUUUGUUCUUUCUUUAGUCUGAAUGGCAAGUUUGGAGAUGAUUUCAGUGCUGCUAAUCUUUCAAAAGUCAUUGGCUCAAUGAUACAAGAGGAAAGUUUUUGAACCCUGCUUAUCGCAACAUAAGUUGCACCAGGCGAUCUCUCUGAUGGACCAAUGUCUAUCCAAGCUUUCGGUAGAGUAAGUCCUUGACACGUGGCAGUUGUUGUCUCUCACAGGAGCUAUUUUUUUGACUGUACUGAAACUGUUGUAGGGAAUAUUGGUGCAUAAGGUUGUGCAUCUAUGAAUGCUGGACCUCUAUAGUUGUCAAAGUCGACUAUAACAGCAACAGGUAAGUCUGGUGGGUGACGAUUAUUGUCAUAGACGAUAUGCCGAACCAUUCCAGUAGCUCCAGUACAGAGGCCAACCUGUGACCAUAAAUUCAUAGUCAAUAUCACUUUUGCUGUGUUUGCUAAAAAUACAACUGGGUCUAAUCCUGACAUCUCAUUGGGUCUAAAAUUUUUAGCAAAAGUAGAUGAACGACAAGCAUUAAUGCGGGCAAUAGGUUGCUUAAGUUUAGUGAGCUGGUCAAAGUUAUAGUUAGCAACUUGUUCAUUGUUGUAUAAUAAGAUGAUGAUGAUGACUGAUAAAUGAUGAUUUAUUAAACUCAGCUCAGUUUUCUUUACAUGACAUAAAGGUUAAAUUUACAUUGGCAUCUAAACACAGUACGACAAAGGAAUACAUGAAAAAUGGUAACAACAAAAUGGAGAGCGAGUUGGGAUCAUUGAAAUAGCAAAGGCUAAUUUAGUGGAUCACCCCUUCAUUAAAAUACAAUUACAGACAGAAUACAGAAUACAUAUGCAUAUUUUUAUAUAAAAAGUAUUUCUUCAUGCGCUAAGGCAGAUAAUUAAUUAGAAUAACAAUUGAGGGUAGAGUUCUUAAGGGUUGUACGAAAUAUUGUAAGAGAAUUUGAAUUAGUUAUACUUGAAGGUAAGGAGUUCCAAAGGCGAGGACUAGUGAAUUUUAGGGAGCGUAAGCCAUAUUGGGUAGUAUUAACUGAGGUUACAUAAAGAUUUCUAUUGCAUGAUUUCCUCGUUGCAUAGGAAUGAACAGAAGAAGUAAAUUUGAAUAUUCACUGAAACAGGGGGGUAACAGUCUGCAUGACCAGUGAUAAACAAAAGAGAGUAUCUGUGAUUCAAUGACCAUCAUUGAGCUUAAGUAGGUUGAGAGAUUUGAACAGAGGCUCAGAGUGGGAUUUUGGUUCGGAGAAAGAUAUUAGACUGAUUGCUACUUUUCUGAAUAAUAAAUAAUUGUGUUAGAAAUGAGGGAAAGGUUAAACCCAUGCAGAAAUGGACACCAUAAGUGAGGAAAGGAUAGAUAAGAGAGCAAUAAAGCAUGACAAGAAUAUGGUUGUCAACAAAAUGUCUCACUUUUGACAAGAUGCCUACUGUUUUUCAUAGUUUAUAACCUUAUGGCAUCUUUAAAUUCAUUCAAAUUGGACACAUUUCAUGCUUGUCGGCUAAGAAGUAAUGUCCAGUCAUCAGACCAGGCCUUAUCACAGUUAUCAGCUGCUUUCGUACCUUCUCCAAUAACGUGGUUCAGUUGUGCUGUGCUUAAAGAGCCAUCAUUACUUUUUGGGUUUUCAGCCAAGAAUCCUCUCAAAGCUAUGUCUGUUAACUGAUCCAAUCCUGGGUCAUUUUUCAGUUUCUCUAACAAUCUUUUUCUGCCAGGCUCCUUCCGCUGUGGACAAAAUUGUGCCACUUGUCGAUACAUUACUAAUGGCCUGACAAGUUAUACUCUUUACGCGAUGGGUGAAACACGCAGCAUCACUUCACAGAACACUUGUAACACUAGAAAUGUGAUCUACAUGGUUCAAUUGAUGCAACUGUUGUAAUUUACAACAUAUAGGUGAAACUAAGCGACUCCUCAAAGACAGGUUUAACGAACACAGACGUGCAGUCGACAAAACUAAACCCAUGACUACUGAACACUUUCGCUAUCACUCUAACCAUUCGCAUACUGACAUGCAGUUAAUGCCACUAGAGAAAAUUCAUUCUUCACGUGACUCAGUUCGUAAGGCUAGGGAGUCGCAUUUGAUAGAUAAGGCCAUGAAAUGCAUAUCCUUAUUAUUUUUUCUUUUCCCAGUGUUUUUUUUGUGUGUGUGUGUGUAGUACGUCAUUUCCGCCUCUCCCUUUUAAACAAUUUUUAUUGCGACAUUCUCCAUCUAUAUAAUAUUGUGGAACAGUAGUACAGUGGAACCUUGACCUCUAUAACAAGUUAUAACAAAUACUUCGGUAUCACAAACGAUUUUCUUUACUCCAGUAAUAGUAAAUUAUAUGAAAAAUAACCUUGGUAUAACGAAACCUCGUUAAAGCGAGCAAAUGUUGCCAGUCCCUUGGUAAUUCCACACUAUGGAUUUUUGUCAGUGGAACUUGGAUUCCGGAUUCCAAUCUUAAGUGAGAUUACGGAUUCCUUAAGCUGUAUUCAAGCUGUAUUCCGAGUACUUCCACAAGCAACAAUCUCCUGAAUUCCAGAACUCGCAUUCCCUUACAUGGGGCGAAAAGUCUUAGUAUGUGCUAAUGUUACAUUAUAAUUCUCAUUUACAGUCACCCAAAUUGUGUCUUCCUGAGUGUGGAAAGGCAAAAGACUCUGGGCUACCGCAUUCACGAUUUACUUGAGUACAGAAGUUACCCUCGAAAGAAUAUUGGCUACCUGUAUGCCAUUCAACAUGGUGCGAAAAUCAUCUAUGAAACAGACGAUGAUAACUCACCAACAAGCGGCAAAAUUACUUUCUACCAACAAGAAACUGGAGACUUCUUUGUUUACAAAACGGACUCCGCAAUGGUGAACCCUUAUGAACACUUUGGACAAAGCACCAUAUGGCCAAGGGGGUACCCCCUGGAUCACAUUGGUGACCCCCCAUCGCACCGGUUUGUCAAAUGCGCAGGUGUGGACACAUCAGUUCAACAGGGGGUAGUGAACGGAGAUCCCGAUGUGGACGCCAUAUUUAGACUGACAAGAAAAGACAAAGCUGUUAAUUUGAAUGUCGAGUUUGAUGCUGAAGCGCCUCCUGUUGUACUUCCUCCAAAUACAUUGGCUCCGUUCAAUUCUCAAAACACGCUGUUCUUACACAAGGCAUUGUGGGCCUUGUUGCUUCCAACAACAGUAACUUUCCGAGUCUGCGAUAUCUGGCGCGGUUACUGGGCUCAGCGGUUAUUGUGGGAUGUGGGGACACAUUUGUCGUUUUUCCCGCCCAAUGCCGUGCAGUUCAGAAAUGCACACGACUAUUUGUCCGAUUUUAAGGAUGAAAAGAUGGUCUAUUAUGAAUCUGGGCGUUUAAUUGAGUUUUUAAACAAAUGGAAAUCAGAUAAGCCAGACUUUUUCAGUAGAGUACUUGAUUUAAGCGUGGCAUUAGCUGAGAAUGGAUUUUGGGGGAUAAAUGAUGCCCUCUUAACUAAAGCAUGGCUAAGUGACUUAGUCAGCAUUGGAUAUGAAAUGCCGAGCAUAAAAAAGGCCUCCAAACCAUGUACAAAAGUUAUCAGUGAAGCGAUAGACCUUCAUUCGAAGGAAAAGCCAUCAUCAUAUCUUAGAGCAGGGGCAGAGUUGAAAAACAUUCUCAAGAGAAAAAAAAAAGAGGGUUGACGCACCAGAUGCGUAGCAAUGUAUUUUAGACAUUUCGAUUAAUUCUAUGCUUCUCCCAAAACCUAGUAGUUCCCAGGCUCUUAGAUAGCAGGGAAGUCACGAAAACAAUGGGACGUGAGUGAUCUGGGAAAGGGCGUGAUCUCUCUCCCCAGUCCCCGCACGUCUUUUUUUGUCAUGUUGAGAGAUAUCUGCACCUAAAAUAGGGAGUUUAUUUUUUAAAAUGCCGCCUAUUUCUUAAAAUGCCGCCUAGUAUUUAAAUUGCCCGUGGGUGGGGUGGGGGGGGGGGAAUCUCUAUUCCUCAUAAGCUCGGCUUCUCGGAGAUUUCCCCGCCACAGUCACUCCUCCCACGUAGUGUACAAAUUUUAAAUUUAAUGUUAAUUAACCUAUUUAUUAUCGUUUUUAUUCUGCUUGUAAUUCAUUGUGUGAGGCAAAAUAAUAAAAUAAAAAACAAGUUUUUGAGCUACGCACAUCAACUGGACGUGAACUUUUUGAAAUCUUGGUUCGUGAUUUUAAACAAAUUUUAUAGUAGUUCGUCUCUAUCAGAGUAAAAACACUCAGUAAUACAACUUUGGUAGCAUCAAGACAUAAAUUAAAGGCAAAAGAACAAUCUGGUUGACGUGCGUCGCUUUAUCAAAGCGUGCGCACGGUUAUUUCAUCCUAG
Porites lobata is the source of this 18332-nucleotide messenger RNA. The record is from the annotation of a GenBank genome assembly. NCBI's taxonomy places the organism in Eukaryota, Metazoa, Cnidaria, Anthozoa, Scleractinia, Poritidae.